UGAAACUUAGAUGAAGGGUUUAUGUGUAACACUUCAUAUAUGAACUAAAUAUGGUGUUAGAAGUUAAAGUCAGUGUGAGCAAGAAGAAAAAGAAGAUUUUGUAGAUGAAUAUGAAAAUGACCCAUACAAGUAUUGAUCCAUAUUUUUCCAAUAAGCACAAUGGAAAAUGUCGUAUGCCUACAAUGAUGAAUAAAGGGCAGUAAAUCUCUCAACAGACUAAGAUACCUGCAUGAAAAGUAUAGAUUUAAGACUGACAUGGGUAAUUCCAACUCUACUGAUAGUCUACUGGAGCAGUAUGAAGGUAAAAUAGAAAUCAUUGAACCUCUUAAUCUGAGGGAUAAUGGUUUUGAAGACGAUGAAAUUCAGGAGGACACAGAUAAUGAAGAGGAUGAUAGCGAUGAUGAAUUCUAUGAUGCAGAUGAAUUUAAUGAAAAGCGUCCUCCCACACUGAUUGAUGUAUCCAUUGUUUCCAAGCUUGUGACUGAAGUUGAAGAACUUCUGAACCAUGUAACACGACAGGAUUACCAGGCUGCUUAUGAUGCAGCCAAAAUAUUACAGCAAGUCAAUAUAGGAUCUGCCUUUACUGGUGACAGAAUUAAAUCCUUGGAGAUAACGUCAAAACUGCAAAAAGAGAAAAUAAGAAAUAUCAGAAGACAACUUCCUCAACCUAAAGUAAGAUACUCAAGUUCUAGUCCUUCCAGGCUCAGUUCAAGUGGAGAUGACACUACAUCAUCAGGUCAUGUGACUAAAAUUAACCGACCAAAUUUAACCAGUCAAGUGAGACAAAACAAAAGUGAUGCUACUUUGAACAAAGAUGUAUAUAAAAACAAGGGAAAUAACACUGCUCAAAUGCAAAAGGAUGUGAAUAAAACAACCAGUGAGAACAACAAUAAUGUAAAACGUUUGUCAUCUUCCUUGACCAAUCAGGUUGGUGCUGUUCCUGAUUUGAUAAGAGUAACACCAGAUUUAAAUGAAGAUAGUCUAGUUUGGGACGUUGAUGUCGCUGAUAUAACAGCUAAAAGAUCUGUGAAGAAGCCAGUGUUGCCUAGUGAGAGAGAAGAUGCACUUACAGAUUAUAUUCCCCCAACUGUUACUGCUACAUACUCCCAAAUUGCUGCUCGGAAAGUCAUGGACCAAAAAAGAUGGAUUUGUAUGAGUAGACCACAGUACAGUAAAUCGUGUGGUAUUUCGUCUGUUGUUUCGUGUUGGAAUUACCUCUUUAGUACUUUAGGACAUGGAAGCCUUUCUCCAAUUACUCAAGAAGAAGCUUUAAUAUUUUUGGGAUUUAAACCUCCAUUUGGUGAAAUAAGAUUUGGACCUUUUACUGGAAACAUUACUCUUAUGAGAUGGUUUAGACAGUUGAAUGACCACUACAAAGUGAAAGGGAGGUGUUUUAACUUGUACAAACCACAGGGUAAAAAUAAAACCAGUGGAUUAACAUCAGAUGAAGCUCUAGUCAUAUUAAAGAAAGGACUCCAGGAUCCUAAUAUAGCCUUUAUAUACCACUGCCAGAAUCAUUACUUCUGUCCUAUUGGUUAUGAAGAUACUCCAUGUAAAGCUGAGCAGGCUUACAGUAGUGAAUUAUCAGAGGAAGAUUGUAACACAUGGCUAUUAAUAGGAGAUCCUAGUAAACGACACCCAUGUAUACAUUGUAAACGAUGGGAAGAUAUAUCAGUAGAUCUCAAUUGCACGAAUCCAGAUUAUGUUGAUAUACGACGGCUGGAAAAGGGACUACAAAAACGUAAUACUAAAAAAGUUGGUGGAAACUUGCAUUGUAUAAUGGCAUUUCAAAAAUGCCAAAUGCCUCAGACCCAUGCUUCACGCAGAACUCAAAUUCCUGUUUUAGGAGGUGCUGUGAAAAGAUCCUCCUCUGGAGGAAGACCAAAUACAAGCCCUGCUAGAAGUUGCAGUCCACCACAACCAGUUGGAGGUUCCCCCAUAAGCCCUGCUAGUCCUAGUUCUUCUCGUUUCGGUUUUAUUCAAAAGGAUAUCAAAAGUGGAUCAGAAUCUGCAUUUAACUUUCAGAACAAGAACCAAGAUCAUAUAAAAAAGAAUCCUAAUGACUUAGAUUAUGAAAAAUUGAUAGCAAGCCAAAUUAACAACGAAGAUGAAGAUGAAGUCUGUGAGGAUGACACAGAAACUGAAUCGGUUAUAAGUAAUGACUGAUGUUAUUUUUUAGGCUGUGUUAUACCAUUAAAAAAAUUUUUGUUACAAAAAUAUCACGCUAAAAAAAUCUUAUAUUGACAUGGAAAAUUUAGGCAGAUACUUUAGAAAAAUGUCCUGUUUCAGGAUUCAAAAUGUGCCAUAUUUUUCUUGGAUAUUUUAAAACUCCUUCCACUUUCUGGUGUUGUUUUUGAUUGCAAAGAACAUAUUUUUUGGUCACACAUAUCAACAUUUGACUAUUUCAUCAUGUCAGAUUGCAGAAACAGGUUUAUUAUUUUGCCAGAUAUGUAUAAAAUGAAAUGGUUUUUUUGUAAAGUAGUUUUUUACUUUUUUCAUACAUAUACGGUAGAAAAGAUUUGUAUAUUAAUUACCAGCAAUCAGCCAUUGCAUAAAUGGACAUUUUGUGUUUAUAAGCAUGACUCACGUGUUCAUUGUGACUGUAUGUAAUGUAUUCAUAUGGUAUAGUCUAUGGCAGAAGAUUAUAGUGGAAUCCUAUUUAUGGAUCAGCAUCAUAUAAUUUAUAUGCAUGUAUUUUAAGAUUUGUAUCAAUUUCUCACUGUUUUAAAGUAUAUAUUUGUUUUCUUUAGCUUGAUUUUUUUUGGUUUGAAAUAUGACAUCUACAGACAAGACAAAAAAAAUAACAAAUGAAGAGAUAAAAAUUGAUCAGGUCAAUAUUUUCCACAACUAAAAAGAUCAAAGAUAUUUUUGGCUUAAUUUUGGAGGCUGAGGAAUGUUACAGAACAUUGAAUGUUCACAGUAAAUAAUGUGCUGACUUUCAGUUUAUGAUAAUGGUUUUUGCAUAAUAAACUAUAUGCUGUAUGCAUGACAAUAGUUAACGGGAGGCAAUUGUUAAUGUUGAUUAAAUUUGAGAUAUUUUUGUGAAAUGCAAUUUCCAUUUGAAUCUAUUUAUUAUUAUCUCACAGUAAUUGUACUUGAUUAUCUUAUUAUACAUAUCCAAUACUAAUAAAAGUAUUAUUAUUAUGAAGUA
Mytilus californianus (California mussel) is the source of this 3151-nucleotide messenger RNA. Its product is annotated as basic immunoglobulin-like variable motif-containing protein. The coding region runs from base 256 to 2166 and encodes 636 amino acids. Gene Ontology annotation, biological process: nucleotide-excision repair. The transcript has 12 exons. NCBI's taxonomy places the organism in Eukaryota, Metazoa, Mollusca, Bivalvia, Mytilida, Mytilidae. Gene Ontology annotation, cellular component: nucleus. The record is from RefSeq and is a predicted model, not a curated record. Gene Ontology annotation, molecular function: single-stranded DNA binding; DNA endonuclease activity.